GUGUGCGGGUGUGUGCGGGUGUGCGGUGCGGCCUCGCGGACGCUCUCUGGGCCCUAUUAUUUUGCUGAGAUGCUGCUCAGACUCAGACAGGGGUUGGGGUGGGGGUGGGGGCGGGGAAGGGGCCUCUCACUGUCCCGGGGCUAUUGCAGCCACUCCAAGGGUCUCGUCCUCGGGGUGUAUACGGGGAAGAAAGAAGGUGAGGUGGGUCAGUUUACAAAGGCAGGCGAAGCGUUUGACAACUCUGUGUCAGGAAGGCUUCGGGAACUUCUUACAGUAUCUGGACCUGCACUGAAAAAGGGCAAAAGUCGCAUAUUUUAUGGUGUCCAUCAGGAUUUCCCCCAACUUGUAGUUGUUGGUCUUGGUGACAAGGAAGCUGGAGUCAGUCAUUCGGAACAGUAUGAUGAGAGCAAAGACAAUAUCCGAGCUGCCAUUGCAGUUGGAUGCAGGCAGUUGCAAGACCUUGAGGUUCCAGUAGUGGACGUUGACCCAUGUGAGGAUGCCCAGUCUGCAGCUGAAGGAUCCGUUUUGGGUUUAUUUGAAUACAAUGAUCUGAAGCAGAAAAAGAAGAAUUUGGUCACUGUGAGACCAUAUCAAAGUUCAGACAGUGAGGCCUGGCAGAAAGGAGUUGCAUAUGCAGAAGGCCAGAAUUUAGCGCGCCACUUGAUGGAAAUGCCAGCUAAUUAUUUAACUCCAACCAGCUUUGCAGAGACAAUACAACAAACUCUGAGUUCAACAGGUGCUGAUGUCAAAGUACACAUAAGAACCGAACCCUGGAUUGAGGAGCAGAAAAUGGGAGCUUUCCUUAGUGUAGCCAAAGGCUCAGAUGAAAAGCCAGUUUUCUUGGAAGUCCACUACAAUGGCUGCAAUGUCUCUCGUGACUCACCAUUAGUCUUUGUGGGAAAAGGUGUAACCUUUGAUAGUGGUGGAAUCUCAAUCAAACCUGCAUCGGGCAUGGAUGCAAUGAGAGGUGACAUGGGAGGGGCAGCAACCAUCUGCUCUGCCAUCGUCACUGCAGCAACUUUAAAACUUCCUCUUAACAUCAUAGGUCUAGCACCUUUGUGUGAGAAUCUAUUGAAUGGUAGAGCAAAUAAACCCGGUGAUGUUGUCAAAGCGAAGAAUGGAAAAACAAUACAGGUAGAUAACACUGAUGCAGAGGGUCGUUUGAUACUAGCUGAUGCCCUGUGCUAUGCCCAUAACUUUAAUCCCAAGGCGAUUGUAAAUGCUGCCACGUUAACAGGUGCUAUGGAUGUUGCUCUGGGGUCAGCAGCAACUGGAGUCUUCACCAACUCAGACUGGCUGUGGAAUCACCUCCGAGAAGCUGGUGUCGUGACUGGAGAUCGUGUGUGGAGAAUGCCACUCUUCCAGCAUUACACCAAACAAGUAACAGAGUCACAGCUAGCAGACCUCAAUAACGUUGGCAAAUAUAGCAGGUCUGCAGGUGCUUGCACGGCAGCAGCAUUCCUGCAAGAGUUUGUUACAGCCCCUCACUGGGCUCACCUUGAUAUAGCUGGAGUGAUGACAAACAAAGAUGAGGUUCCUUACCUGCGAAAGGGAAUGGCAGGAAGACCUACCAGGACAUUGGUAGAGUUUGCUGCUCGUCUGAGUCGAGAAAAACUAAAAGCAUAAUGAGGAGAACUAAAUAUUUCUUUGACAAUAUUUCAAAACAUCAAUUCUUGACAGUUGUUUAAUAAUAAUAAUAAAAAUUCUUAAAUUUGAUACAGUGCCUUUCAUGUUGCUGUAUUUUGUAAUUUGCAACUGAUUUAAGCUAUUUUUUAUUAAUAAAACACUGUAAUCAUGAGAAAGU
This is a messenger RNA of Callorhinchus milii (elephant shark), 1804 nucleotides long. RefSeq names its product leucine aminopeptidase 3 (gene lap3). Gene Ontology annotation, cellular component: cytoplasm. The record is from RefSeq and is marked provisional. Lineage: Eukaryota; Metazoa; Chordata; Chondrichthyes; Chimaeriformes; Callorhinchidae. Gene Ontology annotation, molecular function: metalloaminopeptidase activity; manganese ion binding. Gene Ontology annotation, biological process: proteolysis.